AUGGUGGACGGGCUGGGGUCCAGGAGACGCGUCUCCGCGGGGAGCCCUGGGAGGACUGCACGGAGGGGCCCCGCCGAGCGCGCGGGGAAGGGGGGGCGGAGCCUGGGGGGGUCUGGCCGUCGGGAGGCGGAGGCGGAGGGCGCAGGCGCGGGCGGGGCGCGGGGCGGGGGCGGGGGCGGGGGCCGCGGCCCGGGCCGGAGGCGGGACCCGCCCCCGAGCACAGGUCCCGGCGCGCGGGGCUUGCGGUUGCGUCAGUCGGGCCUGCCCGGGGCCGCCUCCCGCCUCCGCCCUCGCCAGCCCGGUGCUGCGGGGUCGCCACCCUCGCGCGCCCCUGCCCCGCCAUCAGGUGCACCCACCGGGCCGUGCGGGACACGCUCCCCCCACCCCUCACACACCCACGGAGGCCGCGGCCGGUCCCCGCGCUCCCACUCACCCGGGACCCCGGCGGGUGGCCGGCCCCCACCCCCGGCCGCUGUCCCCCGGGGACGGGGUGGUGGGGAGUGCAGGCGCUCCGGCAGGACCCUGGGUGCAGGCCGUGGUGCCAGCCCCUUCCCCGCCCGGCGCCCCCGCCUCCAGCUGCAAAUGGAGUCUGGAUCCCGACCCGGCGCCGAGCAGCCCGCAGGGACCCUGGGUCUCCGGCUCCUGGGCCGCGCCCGGCCUGCCACGGGCUCCUCUGCAGACUCGGCGCCCUCUGGCCCCUGCGCCCUCCCCGCUCGGGGACUGCCCACAGGCGCGCAGGAGGCCGGGGCUUUGCGUUUCCUUAUCAGAGCCCCAGGCGCACAGGCCCUGGCCCGGCCUGGCUGCGAGUCAGCGCUGGCUGGAUUUGCUGACGGAGAUUCCAGGAAACCUCAGCCGGCUGCUGCCCUGGCCGGAGCCUGGAGGGCGCCGAUGAAGGGGGGCUAAGAGGUCAGCCCCAGAAGGAACCAUGCAAGGGAGUCUGAUGGCAACCAGAGUGGGAGGCGCUAUCUGUGUGUCUGUCUGUCAGCUCCUGGGAGCCCCAGACACCCCAACUCACUGCCACCUUGGGGCCUUUGCACGGCCGUCCCCGUUUCUUGGGGGGCUGUACUCCAGCCUCGUGGCCCCUGCGCUGCACUGCAGCUCCGCUCGGAGGUCACUAUCCCGGAGACGUCAGCUUCUCUCUUAGAUCUUCGUGCACCGUUGCCCCUGCCCUUCCCGUGCUCCGUACCCUUCCUAGCACUGACCGUCUUCUGUGGCCUGGGUCCUGGGGCAGGGCCUUUUGCCCACUUGCUCGCUCCCUUGGCUCGUGUUGGCGCAGUGAUGCCCACAACGAGAGGGGCCAGUGGCAGAGGCUCUACGGGCGCAGCUCACCUCUCUCUGCAUCCUUGAACUUGAUGGUCCUGCGCCGGGGCAGCCGGGGACUGGCAGCCACCUCGGCCAGGAACCCGGAGUUGCAGAAGCCCAGGCUGCUGCCCCGGUUUCUGAGCACCAGCUUCAGCUCCUGGUUCUCCUGGAUGAGCUGCACGAGCCGCCGCAGCUCCUCGUUCUCCUGGGCCAGCCGCUGGAUCUCCUGCCGCAGGCCCUCAUAGCUGCUGAGCAGCGACAUGACGGGCAGGGGGCGACUGGGGGGCCACCAGCGGCUCGCCUGGGACAGCAGACCCUGCCAUUGUGAGGUCAGCAGGUGCCCCUGCCCCCAGGCCUCGGCCACAUUCCAAAGCUUCCGCUCCCGACCACCCUGGGCGGGGGUCGCCCGACCUCUGACCUUUGCCCACUGUGGGCCGGACCACCAGCGGGUGCCCAUGACUGCCCCCAACCCGGGGAGCCUUCCAGAAAGAGCGUGGUGGGCACGGCAUUUCCCGAAGACAUCAGGGGUGGACGUUCGAGGGACCCUGUGGGAGGUGGGGGGGGGCUGCAUGGCUGCAGCGACAGCAAGGGCUGCAGGGACCCGG
Choloepus didactylus (southern two-toed sloth) is the source of this 1907-nucleotide messenger RNA. Its product is annotated as collagen alpha-1(III) chain-like. NCBI's taxonomy places the organism in Eukaryota, Metazoa, Chordata, Mammalia, Pilosa, Megalonychidae. The record is from RefSeq and is a predicted model, not a curated record. The coding region runs from base 1 to 903 and encodes 300 amino acids. The transcript is spliced from 3 exons.